CAAAGAAAGAGGGAAUAUGCAGAGGAGCCGGUGCACAGCGCAUCCUCAGAGAAAAUCAAAAGGUCGGUGGGAUUAAAGAAAAGGAUCUCUCUUUUUCUUUCUCUGCUUUCUAAACUUUCUUGGCUUCUUUCUUACCACCCUCACCACCACCCCUCUCUUCUCUCUAUAAAAGUGCUUCUCCUCCUCCCUUGAAUUUCCCCCCUCUCCUCUCUUCUCUCAUCUCUCUUCAUUUCUUCAUUAGGCAGCUCCAUGAAUCGUAAUUGAUUGAUUAGUUAAUUAAUCAAAGAAAGAGAAGCAGGAUGCAGAGUUAGUGGGUGUGUGACAUGUGCUCUGCAAUUCCCGCAGAGGUUGCUUUAUUCGAUGCUAGUUUCCAACACUCCCCCACCAUCCUCCCAUUUCACUCUCAUCUCACAUGUUUCUGACUACUGUGUAUAUAAACAACCUCCUUUUCAUCUGGUGUUGUGAAAUUAUCAAGCUAGCUACCUAGCUGUGAAAUCAUCUAGCGAAUUCCUGGUGGUUGAUACAUAGAUAUAGCAGAGCAAAUGGCCGAAGAAGCUAAACAGCAGGAACAAGGUCCUCCGGCGGAGGAGAAGAAAGAAGAGAAGGGAGAGGAGAAGAAAGAAGAAAAAGCAGAGGAGAAGAAAGAAGAGGGUGGUGAGAAGAAACAAGAGGAAGAGGCAAAGCCGCCAUCUCCAUUCGUACUGUACGUGGACUUGCAUUGUGUGGGGUGCGCUAAGAAGAUCGAGAGGUCCAUCAUGAAGCUCAGAGGGGUAGAGGAGGUGGUGAUGGAUAUGGUACAGAACCAAGUGACGAUAAAAGGGGUGGUGGAACCGCAAGCGGUGUGCAUGAGAAUAAGAAAGAAAACCAAGAGAACCGCCAAGGUCUUAUCUCCGUUGCCGGCGACCGAGGGAGAACCCAUGCCAGAUGUCAUUUCUUCCCAGGUAAGUGGAUUGGCGACGGUGGAGCUGAAUGUAAACAUGCACUGUGAGGCUUGCGCUGCCCAACUUAAGAGAAAGAUACUCAAAAUGAGAGGGGUGCGAACGGCGGAGACAGAAUUGAGCAGCGGAAAAGUGACGGUGACGGGAACCAUGAACGCAGAGAGGCUGGUAGACUAUGUGUACAGACGCACCAAGAAGCAGGCCAGAAUCGUUCCGCAGCCGGAACCAGCUGUAGCACCACCGGAGACUAAGGAUAAUAAUGACGAGGAUCAGAAUAAGCCUGCCCCCAAAGAAGCAGCUGCAGCGGAAGCAAAUAAGCCGCCGCCGGAAGAGAAGAAAGAAGAAAACGCUCCGGCAGCGGCAGAAGCAGAGAAGAAGGAAGAGAACAAAGAAGGCGGCGGCGGGGGUGGUGACGAAGCUAAAAAAGAACAGAAGAAAGAAGGAGGUGGCGACGAAGGCAAAGCAGGAGGGGAUAAUGAAGAGCAGAAGCAGGAGGCGAAGGGAGGAGAUAACGGGGAGCAAAUGAACAUUGUAAAUGUGGAGGCGGAGGAAAGCAUGAAGAUGAUGAUGUAUAAUUACUAUCCACCGCUCUACGUCAUGGAGCGAAUCCCACCUCCUCAGCUCUUCAGCGACGAGAACCCCAAUGCCUGCUCCAUCUCUUAAUUUAAUUGAUAUAAAUAUAUUUAUAAUUUAGAGCGAAUCUCCCCCUGCUGGAUCCAUCGAUGCAUGCAUGAGAAUUUAGAGAACUCCGCCGGAAUGAUUAUAUAUAUUGGAAACCUGCGAGAUGAGAUUGAUGGAUCCAAGUUGAUGCAUCGAUGAUAUAUAUAAUAAAAAGUAUUCUACAUAUGCAUAUACAUGUAGAGUGCUCAUAUUGUAUCAUAUUGUUAUUCGUUAUAGUUAAAUGUGACACCUGCGUAUGAUAUUUGAUCCAUCCA
Messenger RNA from Malania oleifera, 1873 nucleotides. Its product is annotated as heavy metal-associated isoprenylated plant protein 9. Gene Ontology annotation, molecular function: metal ion binding. Lineage: Eukaryota; Viridiplantae; Streptophyta; Magnoliopsida; Santalales; Ximeniaceae. The record is from RefSeq and is a predicted model, not a curated record. The transcript has 5 exons. Bases 543 to 1601 code for a protein of 352 amino acids.